Microstroma glucosiphilum is the source of this 455-nucleotide messenger RNA. RefSeq names its product acyl-CoA-binding protein. The transcript has 3 exons. Bases 85 to 399 code for a protein of 104 amino acids. Gene Ontology annotation, biological process: fatty acid metabolic process. The record is from RefSeq and is a predicted model, not a curated record. Gene Ontology annotation, molecular function: fatty-acyl-CoA binding. NCBI's taxonomy places the organism in Eukaryota, Fungi, Basidiomycota, Exobasidiomycetes, Microstromatales, Microstromataceae.
CAUACCAAGCACUUUCACACCCACCACUUCACAACCAGCACUCCUUUUUCACUCUUUACAACACACCACACAACCACUUCCACAAUGGCAGCAAAGUUCGACAAGGCAGUCUCCAUCAUCCAGUCCCUCCCCAAGGACGGACCAGUCCAGCCCAGCCAGGCUCAACAGCUCCAGUUCUACGGUCUCUACAAGCAGGCCACCGUUGGAGAUGUAAACACUUCUCGACCUGGUACCUUCGACUUUACUGGAAAGGCCAAGUGGGAUGCUUGGAAGAAGGUAGAGGGAAAGAGCCAGGAUGAGGCAAAGGAGGAGUACGUAAAGGCUUUCACCGAGCUCCUCAACAAGCACAGUGACGACGAGAACGCCAAGAAGUGGCUCGCCGACCUCGAGAGCGCCUGAAGCGCCUGCCUUCAGAUUCCCCUUUCCCACGGGGUGGGAUUUAGUCGACUAGGAAG